Molecule: messenger RNA, 856 nt
Organism: Alosa sapidissima (American shad)
Lineage: Eukaryota; Metazoa; Chordata; Actinopteri; Clupeiformes; Clupeidae
Exons: 5
Coding region: 57-710 (217 amino acids)
Source: RefSeq, a predicted model, not a curated record
GUUUGAUGAGAGACACAUUUAGACAUAUCUCUAACAGCUAUACAACCUGCUGAAACAUGAGAUUACAGACUAUACUAUCUUUGGUUUUGGUGUUUGCCGGGAUAAUUCAUGAAAUAGAGGCCACUUGUGAUGCUACGCAGGCUGUUUCAUGUGACGGGACUGUGGGACAGCCUUUGUAUCUACAGAUGAUCUCAAAAGAGAAAGCACAGAGAAUGCAACAAGAAUAUGAACUUAAAUUGCAAAUAAAAAACAAUAAUGGUGAAUCCAAACCACUUCGAUUUAAGAAAAACUCACAGAACAAGCCAAGAUGGACAUUUUGUCCAGACAAUGGGACCUUGAUUAUAAACCCUGUGGAGGGGAUUGAUUUUGGAAUGUACAAAGUAGAGAUCUAUCGGACAAACGGUGCCUUCGUGGCAAGUAGCAACAUGACGCUGAUAAAUGCAUCUAUCUCAGGGCAGCCUGCAAGUUCAGAGGCCACCAUCAUGACUCCAGCAAUUCAGAUAUCCACCAACAUUCCACCAACAUCAAUCUCCAACAUUAAACUCCAUCAGCAUAGUUACAAACUGUCAAAGGAAUGUCAGAACUUUUUCUACACCGUAAUGGUUGUAUCAGGAACUUUUGGAGUCUUCUUUCUGUGUUUGACUGUGUCAGGAGGAAUAUUUUACUUCUACAACGAACGAAAGAGGUGUCGGAGUACUCUAGUGUACUGAAAAGACAGAAGGAGCACACAGAGGCGCAUUCAAACUCUGCAAACAGUGGCGAACCUUUGUGACAAACAUGUUUUUUUUUCUAAACAGUUCAAUUUGAAUGAUUUUGUGUAAACAUUCUUCUUUUUUUUGGGGGGGGGGGGUAUGAU